Molecule: messenger RNA, 753 nt
Organism: Nicotiana tabacum (common tobacco)
Lineage: Eukaryota; Viridiplantae; Streptophyta; Magnoliopsida; Solanales; Solanaceae
Source: RefSeq, a predicted model, not a curated record
AUGACACAGAACCAAUUGAAACAAAAGAUUGUCAAUGAACUCGAGAAUCACCAUCAAAAGCUUUCAAGCAACAUCAAGGAUAAAUCCAGCAGAAAAGUUAAGAAGAGCAAACAGAGGAAUUUGCCUAAGAAUAAAGCUAAAGUUAUAUUCAAACCUAUGCAAAACCUAUCUGAUGUCACCAACAGGAGAAAGAAGCACAACAAAGAGAUAACCUUGGCUCUUCAAAAUUUGAAUCAGGAAAGUGAUCAUGAAGUGGCUGUGAAUGAUCAGAGGCAGUCAAAUAAUUGUGAAAAGAGGGUUCAAUCUGGGAAUGCCAAUAAUCAGGAUACCUCUGUUACAAACCCAAGCAGGGAAACCAACGAGAAUCAGCAGGAGUCGAUUCAAGAAAGUGAUGUUCAAAAUGGAAAUGAAGAUCCUAAAAAUAGACAAAAGGAAAAGAAAACUCUUAACAUAAGAGACUAUGUCAAUGAAUCAACCAGUGUUCCUUCAGAAAUUAAAAAUCUUCCUAGGACUGAUAUGGUAGUUGAUCUCAACAUGGAACCCAAUCCAAAACAAGACAAAUAUGUUACUAGCCAGCAAAUUGAAGUGACUUUCCCUAAUAUGGUGACAAUUAUAAUUCCUGAAGAUCAGCUCCAAACAGAUUUGAAUGAGGGAUCCUUUCAAAUCAUAGGUGGUAAAGAAAAUAGGAAGCUAAAAGGAAGAAAGAACAAAAGCAAAGAUACUACACCUCCUAAAGGAGGACACUCAUGCUGA